AUGGAUUCUCGUCCAGUUGGCAUCUUUGACGAGGCCAAACGUCAUCGAACAAACGCAUUUUGGAAUUUCGCAUUCCUUCUGGCGAUUCUCACGUUCAUUGGUUUUGGGAUUUUUGCAAGUUUUUCCAAUGGUCCAGCUGGAAUCCUCAUGGAUGGCAACCAAACUUUUGUCGCAUACAAAGGGAGUCAUUGUGGCUUUGACAGUGAUGUUUUGGACAAAAAACUCCAAAUCGACAUCGAUGAACGGAAAUGCAAUCGUCAUAAUCCAAUUGCGAAAAUUCUUCAUUGCCAACGUCCUUGGAUUUGCGUUAAAACUUGUCCUACUGGAAGCUUUGAUGUGAGAAAUUGUACCAAAGAAAAUUUUAAAGAGGUCAAGGAACGUUUGGUGUGUCAAGAUGAAAAAGUGAAAGACAACGUGAAAAAUUGUGAAGAAGCUCAAGAAGCUGUAGAUGAUAAGAAAUGCGUUGGAUUUUACAAUAACACGGAAGAUUUUUUCGGUUCCUGUGCCUCAGAUAAAUCCUUGCAUGGAUAUGAAAAUGAACCAAAUUUCGGUCAAAUGAUAUUGUAUCUCCUGCCAAGUUUCAUCUAUGCUAUUGGAGUUGCUGGAGUAAUCAGUCUUUUCUUUGCCUUGACCCUUCGAUGGUCCGCAGCAUUCGUUUUUUGGGGAUUCGUAGUGUUGAUUAUCCUUGGAUGCAUUGGUUCGUUGGUUGGGAUUGUGGUUUUGCAGUUGUAUGAUGCUGAAAAUCAGAAAAAUUUGUACGGAUUGGAAACGGAGGAAACAAAGAGUGCAAUUUACUUCGAAGUUGGCGUCGUGAGCGUCCUAUUGCUGAUUGUCAUGAUUUUCCUGUGUUGUUUCCGCCAAAAAAUCCGUUGUGGCAUCGAAAUCGUCAAGGAAAGUAGUCGCUGUGUAUGUGCCUCUGUCGGAAGUAUCUUCUUCCCAAUUUUUCCGUUCCUCCUUCGAGCUGGAGUUCUCAUCGCAACUGGUUACAUUGUGCUCAUGAUGCACACAAUGCGCUCUAAUCAGUACAAAAUCCAUGGAGAAAUUGACGAAAAUUGCUUCUGUAUCCGCAAAAAUUACACAAAUGGCGAUUCUUGCACUCCCGAAGUCUUCAACAGCGAAUGUCGUACUGUCGAUAAUAAUUUUUGCACCUCCGUCGUGUGUAAAUUAUCCGAGCAAACCGUUCCAAAGUUCGCCAAACCCUUGAUUACCGUGACUUUGAUGAUUUCCACUUGGAUCGUCGCUUUCAUCCAAGCAAACGCUAAAAUGAUCCUCGCUUAUGUCUAUGGAAACUGGUAUUGGAAUUGGAAUCGUCAAUACAUCCCAAGAGGCGCCGUCGUCACUGGCAUGAAAAAAAUCCUCGGAAAUCACACAGGAACUGCUGCCUUUGGGGGUUUCAUUGUCAUGAUUUGUCGCGUCUUCAAGAAAAUGUUGUACCGUCAAAACAACUCAAACGGACCCUUUAAAGCUGUCAUCGGGCGAAUAAUCUUCAUGAUUCUUGCUUGUUGCGCGCGUUCCAUCAUCGAACUCGUCGAAUUUGUCUCGGACAAGGCUUUUGUCGUCGUCGCCAUCACCGGAAAUGGAUUUUGGGAAUCCGUCAAAGGCGUUUCGAAGUUAAUGACGAAGGACAUUCCGCUCGUUGUGGCUACCGAAUACGUUGGCGACAUCAUUUUGUUCGUUUGCAAAUUCAUGGCGGCAGUUGUAGCGGCAGCAUUGUUCGUUUUUACGUGCCCGUUGCGAGAAGAACGAAUGUUUUUGACCAUUUUUGCGGCAGUUUUGAUCUUUUUCUUCGCUUUUGACCUUGCAGCGGUACUUUUGACGGCAUAUAAUGUCGCUAUUGAUACCUUGCUGAUCUGUACAAUUCAGGAUUACACGCAUUGUGGCACCGAAAAAGCUUAUUUCGAGUCGGAAACGUUGAAUCAGCUGCUCCUGAAGAAGGAAGUUGCAAGUGUUUGA
Culicoides brevitarsis is the source of this 1953-nucleotide messenger RNA. Its product is annotated as choline transporter-like 2. The coding region runs from base 1 to 1953 and encodes 650 amino acids. Gene Ontology annotation, molecular function: transmembrane transporter activity. Lineage: Eukaryota; Metazoa; Arthropoda; Insecta; Diptera; Ceratopogonidae. Gene Ontology annotation, biological process: transmembrane transport. The transcript is spliced from 5 exons. The record is from RefSeq and is a predicted model, not a curated record.